AUGGUCGAUGUCGCUCCCCCACCGGUAUCGCUCAGCCAAGAUGCGCUAGAUAGACUUUUCGCAUCUUCCGAUGACGAAGAUGGUGGGCCGUCGAUCCUGCCCGACAUGGACAGAGCGCAAAUCGCGCGGGACGCGCAACGCAAGGCCCGGCAGAGCUUGAACAUGCCCGAACCUGCUCCUGCAGCUCCAUCGACUGCAGCUCAGGGAACACCAGACGGACCAGCCGGUGCAAAUGCAAAGCGGCGACGGGAUGAAGAAGAGGACGAAGAACCUAAGCGGAGGGUAAUCGCGAAGAUUGACGCUGAGCGACUGCUGGGCGAGUACGGCUUCCCUGCACUAAUACAACAAACAAAGAACUUCAAGCCGAAAGGGAAAGGACGUGAAAAAGAAGAUCUCGACCGCAUCAUGACCCUCUACCAACUCUGGGCGCACCGCAUGUUCCCGAAGCGUCGCUUCAUCGAUACCGUCGAACGAGUUGAAAAAGUCUGCAGGGAGAGACGCAUGCUUGUUGCGCUUUCAGUCUGGCGGGAUGAGCUGAAUCCGAUCCCGAAGCAGAACAGGGAUCCCAUCAGCGAGGCGGACAUGGUUCUCAGCGACAACGAGGGCGGUGACCAGAUAAAAAGCAAGCCAGUUACUGCAGGCCAAACAAAUGACGAAUCCGAUGAACGACAUUCAUUGUCGAACAGGAGGAAUAACGACGAUGACUCGGACGACGAGGAGAUAUGGGCUGAAAUCCUCGAUCGGAUGAAGGCCAAUAACGCUGCGAAAUCUGCCGCGGCAGAUGCUGCGAACGGCGCCACUCAGCCGUCCAAUGAGCUAGAAAGACUGUUUGACAAAGACGAAAACGCUGUAUUGGACGACAUGUUACGAGAGGAGGAAACGCUCUCUGCUAAGAAAACGGAACCUAUUAGAAGACAGACGGAGCAAGAAGAAGACGAGGACGCUCUCUGGGAUGAGAUGGUGAGAGAGCAAGAGCGUGAAGAAUUGGCUACAGCGCAACCGACAACUGCCGCUGAAGCCGUCCAUGUUGAUGAUGAGGAAGACAUACUGGAACUGAUGAGAGAGGCUGAGGACAGUGAAGCGAAAGAUGUGGCAAGUGCUGCGGCUUUGCCAUUGGGAUCUGGUCCCACGCCUAUCGAUGUCGCUCUGACGGGUAUUCCUCCUCCCGGGAAUGCGGUUGAAGAAGAUUGGGAAAGACUGUACGAUUAA
Molecule: messenger RNA, 1209 nt
Organism: Dacryopinax primogenitus
Lineage: Eukaryota; Fungi; Basidiomycota; Dacrymycetes; Dacrymycetales; Dacrymycetaceae
Product: Swi3-domain-containing protein
Exons: 2
Coding region: 1-1209 (402 amino acids)
Biological process (GO): replication fork processing; replication fork arrest; DNA damage response
Cellular component (GO): replication fork protection complex; nucleus
Molecular function (GO): DNA binding
Source: RefSeq, a predicted model, not a curated record